Zophobas morio is the source of this 1292-nucleotide messenger RNA. RefSeq names its product enoyl-[acyl-carrier-protein] reductase, mitochondrial. The transcript has a single exon. The record is from RefSeq and is a predicted model, not a curated record. The coding region runs from base 129 to 1211 and encodes 360 amino acids. Gene Ontology annotation, cellular component: mitochondrion. Gene Ontology annotation, molecular function: trans-2-enoyl-CoA reductase (NADPH) activity. Gene Ontology annotation, biological process: fatty acid metabolic process. Lineage: Eukaryota; Metazoa; Arthropoda; Insecta; Coleoptera; Tenebrionidae.
GCUCCCACGCAUUUAACUUGACGUUUUAGGAACAAGAAAUGCUCCAGUUUAACAGUUCAAAGUUUAUUUUUCGCCAUUCGUCGUGAUUUAGUAAUUAAGAGCGCCCCAUAUCGUUACGACCACCAAAAAUGGCGAACUUGUCCCAAAAACUAACAAGGUUGCUCAGAGGGCAACUUAACCUCAAACUGCAGCGUUUUAACAGCACCGGUUGUAAACUAAUAUACUGUGAACAUGGAGACCCCGUGAAGGUAAUCCGCAAAGAAACAGAAACCAUUCCAGACCCAGCAAAAGAUGAAGUUUUAAUCAAAAUGUUGGCAGCCCCUGUGAACCCCGCCGAUAUCAAUACCAUCCAAGGGAAGUACCCAGUGCGCCCCCCGUUACCCGCAGUGGCCGGCAACGAAGGCGUCGGCGAAGUAGUCAGUGUAGGCUCCGGAGUCACCGACUUCCAACAAGGCGACCGCGUCGUCCCCCUCGUCAGCGCCUUAGGAACCUGGCGAACCCACUGCAUCCUCCCCAAAAACAACCUCUUAAAAGUCCCCAAAAAACUAGGUCUCGUUGAAGCCGCCACCCUGAGCGUGAACCCCUGCACCGCCUACCGCAUGCUCCGGGACUUCGUCGACCUCAAACCCGGAGACACCGUCAUCCAAAACGGCGCCAAUUCAGCGUGUGGCCAAAACGUGAUCCAAAUCUGCAGAGCGUGGGGGCUGCGGAGCGUCAACGUAAUCCGGGACCGGGCUGGAGUGAACGAGUUGCGCUGCUUUUUGAAGGACCUGGGGGCGACGCAUGUUCUCACUGAGGAAGAGUUGCGGAAAACGCAGAUUUUUAAGAACGGGGAACUGGAUAAGCCAAAGUUGGCUUUGAAUUGCGUCGGGGGGCAGAACGCGUUGGAGGUGAUGCGGCACUUGCAGAAGGGGGGCACGAUGGUAACGUAUGGGGGCAUGUCGCGGGAGCCGGUGACGGCGCCCACGUCGGCGCUCAUUUUCAAGGAUGUGAGGAUCAGGGGGUUUUGGAUGACGGAGUGGUCGAAGCAGAAUGCGGAUAGUAUCGAUAGGUUUGAGAUGCUGGAGGAGCUGAUUUCGAUGAUGACGAGUAAUGAGCUGCAGGGGCCGGCGUUUAAGAUGGUUAAUUUUGAGCAGUAUAAGGAGGCGUUGAUGAAUACGAUGACGAUUAAAGGGAUGAUUGGGAAGAAGUACAUUCUCGAGUUUAGUUAAUUUAAGUGGAUUUUUCUUGUUUGUAGUUUGUAAGUUGUGUUAAGGUGAAAAUUGUUAAUAAAAUAGUUGUUUUGUAUGAAA